Molecule: messenger RNA, 1485 nt
Organism: Blepharisma stoltei
Lineage: Eukaryota; Ciliophora; Heterotrichea; Heterotrichida; Blepharismidae
Source: the annotation of a GenBank genome assembly
AUGAUAUUGCAUUUGCUCUUCAGACUUUUUGACAGUCUUAUAGUUAGAAGCUAUUUCAGCCCUGACGAAUAUUGGCAAUCUUUAGAAGUAGCUCAUAAGCUUGUAUUUGGGUAUGGAGAACUGACAUGGGAAUGAAAAACAAGUGAACUUCGCUCCAUUAUUCAUCCAGGAAUCUUUGCAAUUUUUUAUUAUAUUAAUAAUAUCAUCAUAUAGAAUAAUUAUUUUUUGAAAUAAUUAAAAUGCAUAAUUAACACAAAUAAUAUAUUUUUUCUAAAAAUCACAAGUCUAGACUAUCCUAUUAUUGUAGCAUAUUUACCUAGAAUUAUUCAAGGAUUUUUACUCUAUAUUUGUGAUAUAUACGUCUAUAAAAUAGCUCAGCAUAUUUUUGGAAAAAAUGCAGCGAAAUGGACUUUUGUUUUGCAGAUAGCUAGUUGGUUUUUAUUUUAUGGAGGGAUUAGGACUUAUAAUAAUUCAUUUGAAAUGGCUCUUACUGCUGUAGGAUUGUAUUUUUUGACUAUAGGAAAAGAUAUAUAUUGAAAUAUAAUUGUAGGACUAUGCUGUAUGUGUAGACCAACUUCAAUAAUGACGUGAAUCCCUGUAUAUUUAUUUAAUUUUUAUAGGAAAGAAUAUAAAAAGUUAUUCCAGACUUUUUGAAUUGGGUAAACUAUAUUUAGGAUCACAUGCUUUUCUUUUCAGAUAUUAUUGGAUUCUUUAUAUUUUGGAAAAUUUACUGUUACUGCUUAUAAUUUUUUAGAGUUUAAUUUAUUGCAAGGAAAGUCGUCAUUUUACGGAGUGCAUCCUUGGCACUGAUAUAUUUCAAAUGGUAUACCUACAGUUUUGAUUUCUUAUCUGCUACCAUUUUUAUUAGGAAUAUAUUUCUAUAUAUCUCAUUCAUUGCAGACUAAAAAUUUUCCUAUUCUUGCUGUUUCUCUAUUAUUUUCUUUGGUCUUUUUAUCGUUAUCCCCUCACAAAGAAUUUAGAUUUCUUUUGCCUUAUUUUCCGUAUUUUUUGAUUAUAUCAGGAUAUGGAAUGCAAUUUAUCAAGUACAAAUUUUUAAUAUGAAUUAUUAUUUUAUUGCAAAUCCCUAUAGCGUUUUAUCUAAGCAUUUGACAUCAAUCAGCUCCUUUAGCAACAACUGAUACUUUGAGAAAUGAAAACCUAAAAAGUGUAGCAUUUUGGAUAAACUGCCACGGAACCCCAUUUUACUCUCAUAUCCAUCAAAAUAUUCCUAUGGAUUUCUUACAUUGUGAACCUUUUUCAGAUAUAAAAGAGGUUGAUGAAUUCUUUAAAAAUCCGAAAUAUUAUGCUGAUAAGAUGCUGAAAAAUAAUUACUCUCAUAUAGUGCUCUGGGAAAGCCUAUACGAAACACUUAAAGAAAGCUUGAAAGAAUAUGAAAUUUUAGAGAAGAUUUUCCAUUCACAUUAUACAGAAAGCCCUAUUGCAUAUGAAUCAAAUGUAAGUUUUCUUAUAUUAAAGCAUAAAUAG